GAUAUACAUAACUCAACAAGUUGCGCAUCUCAUCACACUUUGCCCAAGAAACUGCCAGAAAAGUUCCUGUACAUAGAAUGACUGAUUAUUUGGGACUGAGUAACGUUUCGCUGGACGAUGCGAUGAUUCAGUAUGCGUACAAUGGGUAUGGUAUGGUCUACAUCGAACACGCUUGGAAAGAAUUUAAGGAGUUCUAUAAUUGCCAAGAAACGCCGACCGAAUUGUUUGACAGAUUUUGGGACGACAUUAUGCCGAACCUCAAAAAUUACGAAAUGAUACGGAAUGCACCUGUGAUUGCGGAGAGUUUAUCACGUAUUCAUAAUCCACGGACGUAUCCACCACGUCCUCCAAGAGUUCACGAUAAUGUAAAGGAGAUAUCGCUAUUCGAGUUCACAAAACAACAGAAUGAAGCAAUGGAACGAAAGAUGUUUAACGAUCCAAAGAUGUUGGCAUUGAAAACUCAUUGUCUCGAUUAUAUCAAUAAACUCCGAGCUGACCCACAUACUCAGCCUGAAAAGAAUCAAGUUCCAACGAACCGUGGAUCUUUGCACAUAAUAGAUCAAUCAGUAUUGGAACAACGUGUUCGGCCGUCGUCAAGCGAUUCCCGGGUUGAACGAAUGACUUGUAUAAGUCUUGAUUUAACAAGCAGCAGUUCUCCCGAGAUGGAUCAACCAACAAUAACACAUGUUCGACAAUCGCUAAUAGAUUCCGAUGUUGAACGAACGAGUCGUGUAAGUCAAGGCUCAGCAAAUCGCAGCUCUAUGUCUGGAAGCGAUACCCCGAUUGGAAGAAUGAGUCGUCGUGGAACACCCAGUAACAUACUAUUGUAA
This is a messenger RNA of Bradysia coprophila, 830 nucleotides long. RefSeq lists its product as uncharacterized. NCBI's taxonomy places the organism in Eukaryota, Metazoa, Arthropoda, Insecta, Diptera, Sciaridae. The record is from RefSeq and is a predicted model, not a curated record.